AUGUCUAAGAUAGGCACUUCAUUUGAGGAAGCACUUGCUGCCAGAAAACGACGGGUCGCUGCCGGCUCUGGCUCAUUAGCGCCUUGUGUUCCCAACCCGUAUACCGAGAGUCUCCCCCCAGUGCUCGACUUCGCCUGCGCGUCCCUAGGCCUGAAAGUGAAUUGCCCCGAUGUCCAAGUCUGUCUUGCAGUUGGCGGAUGGAACGACGACCCCGAAAUCGAUGGGCGGAAGACCAUAGAGAGCAACGUUAGUCUGUCUCUCUUUUGUUCCGGAUCUUCAGAGCGAGAAGACCUCAAACUUCGCUACAACAUGUCGCUGGCGCGCUUCCAGCUCGCAUAUAGUCCUAGAAGGCCAUUGCCACCUUGCGAAGGACCAAAGCUGUUGCCAUUCAAGAGGCAUAAGGGUAAUAUCCACUUCCUAAAGCUUCUUAGUUCGUCGCCGCGCUUGGACGGAUCUGAAGGAGCCGAAGGAGGUCACAGCUAUGUCUUCAAGGUUCGCAUAGGUAAGAAGAAGUAUGCACUAAAGGUCUUCAAGUUCUUUAGUGUCGAGCAAGAACGCUCUUCGGUAUUUCCUACCGAUAGGGUCAAGGCAAGCGAUGAGAUAAUCACCUAUCACUCCGAUCCAUUUUAUGCAGAGUGUAGAGCAUACGGAAAGCUGCAAACCCAUGAGCAACAGCAGCAAGAACAACGAACAAGAGACGAGAGGCGGCAACAUCGGGAACAUCCACACCGACUAGCUGUGCCCUGCUACGGCUAUCUUUAUCUCCCAGCAGAACAGUAUGGGGAAAUUUUCAGCGAGCAAUUUGGGAUUCGAGACUGGGACUGGCCAGAAGAAGAUGAAGACAAGAGCUGGCGGGAGAAGCCACCGUUCCGAGCUUUGGUGAAAGAGCUCGUAGAGUCCAAGGAGGCCAUCGUUAAUGCAGAAGAAAUGGAGCGAGACCUACACGAACUGAGGAAUUUGGGAAUAUACCCAGUAGACCUGUACGCGAGGAAUUACCUGGAUGGAAAACUUGUUGAUUUCAGUAGCGCGAUGAUGUCUCCACACUGGUGGCUUGAUUCUCUCAGACCACUGCGGCGCCAGAGGGUGUUGGACGAGGAGCUUUUGCUAUUCAGAGAGAUGAUCAGAGAGGCACAAACCGAUUCCUGA
This is a messenger RNA of Pseudovirgaria hyperparasitica, 1146 nucleotides long. RefSeq lists its product as uncharacterized. Lineage: Eukaryota; Fungi; Ascomycota; Dothideomycetes; Acrospermales; Acrospermaceae. The record is from RefSeq and is a predicted model, not a curated record. The coding region runs from base 1 to 1146 and encodes 381 amino acids. The transcript has 3 exons.